Cololabis saira (Pacific saury) is the source of this 3712-nucleotide messenger RNA. Its product is annotated as tenascin-like. Lineage: Eukaryota; Metazoa; Chordata; Actinopteri; Beloniformes; Belonidae. The transcript is spliced from 15 exons. The coding region runs from base 265 to 3537 and encodes 1090 amino acids. The record is from RefSeq and is a predicted model, not a curated record. Gene Ontology annotation, molecular function: protein binding.
UCUUAACCCCCAGUUUUUCUUCAUUUUCUUAGAUUUUUGAUUAACUUACCGUAUGAUACAUAUCUGUGCCACUAUUUCUUCUAAAACAGUAAAACAGGCUGGAUCACAUUUUUAUUCUCUAUCAUCAUGUACUGCAUCUGUGCCCUAACAAAAUUAAAACAACGAGAACAAGUGGACAUCAGUUAACAUUCAAGACUUCUGGGAUGUGGUUUAGUUUCAAGGAAGAGUUUGAAAUUUGAAUGCAUCUUUUCAAAGAUUUGAGUCAUGGAUCUCAGGCUGAUUGUCUUUGUGCUAACAGGGGCAGUGUUCAGGGCUGCCUUGGCCCAGACUCGUCAGUACUACUUUGUGAACACGCAGCUGAACUGGACAGAUGCUCAGAGUCUCUGCAGACGUGAUUACACGGACCUGGCCACCAUAGAAAAGACAGCUGAUCUCGCUAUUGUAAACACAUCAAACUUUACUGGCAAGGCUUGGAUAGGACUUUUUGAUGAUUGGGAAAACAGUUGGAGAUGGUCUAUAAAUGACAGCAGCUUCUAUGGUGAAGGGGAGACUGCUUUUAGAAACUGGUUUUCUCACGAGCCCAACAAUGUCGAUGGAAGUGAGUACUGCGGCGAACUUGUUAGUGGAUCCUCCGGCUUAUGGAAUGACAAUGUCUGCAAGAGGAAUAGACUUUUCGUAUGCUACAAUGGAACAGUAAAUUACGCCGCGUCCUUUGUUAUUCCUGGCAUUUCACUCAACUGGACUGACUCCCAGAAAUACUGCAGGGAGAACUAUGUAGAUUUAGUCAGUAUACGAAAUCAAACUGAAAAUACCAUCAUUACAAACCUGGCAAAUGGCGCUAAUGUGUGGAUUGGUCUGUAUGGCCAGAGACAGUGGUCUGAUGGGAGCCACUCGCUGUUCCAACACUGGGUCACUGGUCAACCAAACUCAAACGCAGAACAGUGUAUCGCUGCAGGAUUCAGUGACUCAGGACGAUGGUCAGAUGAAGACUGCAGUCUCACCUUCCCUUCCAUCUGUUACAUAACAGUUCCUCCCAAUGCAGAUGUCUUCGUAGCAUCAUCACAAAAUGACAGCAUCACUUUGCAGUGGACUAAAGUAAAUGACAACAUCAGCUUUGUCCUCCAGUUCAAUGGUGCAGAGACAAACAUCAGAGCACCAGAUGGAGACGGACCAGUAACUCACACCAUCUCAUCUCUCUCUGCUGCAACUCAAUACACGUUCACUCUCUUCUCUGUGUUUAAAAACGUCAGUAGCAGUGGCGUACAACUAACAGCUGCCACUGCUCCUCAAAACCCAGAAGGCUUCAGACCAUUAACACAAGUUGACUCCAGCAUCACUUUGCAGUGGGAUAAAGUAAACAACAACAUCAGCUUUGUCCUCCAGUUUAAUGGUACAGAAACAAACAUCAGAGCACCAGAUGGAGAUGGACCAGUAAAUCACACCAUCUCAUCGCUCUCUGCUGCAACUCAAUACACGUUCACUCUCUUCUCUGUGUUUGAGAACGUCAGUAGCAGUGGCGUACAACUAACAGCUGCCACUGCUCCUCAAAACCCAGAAGGCUUCAGACCAUUAACACAACUUGACUCUAGCGUCACUUUGCAGUGGGAUAAAGUGAACAACGACAUCAGCUUUGUCCUCCAGUUCAAUGGUGCAGAGACAAACAUCAGAGCACCAGAUGGAGACGGACCAGUAACUCACACAGUCUCAUCUCUCUCUGCUGCAACUCAAUACACGUUCACUCUCUUCUCUGUGUUUGAGAACGUCAGAAGUACUGGAGUCAACAUCACUGCGGUGACUGGUCCCAGCUGUGCACAGCUAGUUUGUCCUUCUGGUACGGACUGCAUCAGUACAAAUGGGAAACCACAGUGUAUCGACCCCUGUGAGACCUACACUGUACUCAAUGAUGAGUGGCGUUCAAUAAACAACAGACAUUGGACUUUUCAUUGGGACCGGUACAUUAACUGGCAAGGAUGGUAUCGCUUGUUUCUGGGGCAAACCAGUGCUGAGAUGCCUGAUAGAUGCAUUGAAGCAUACAGAUGUGGAACUCUUGUUCCUUUGUGGAUCACAGAACCUCAUCCUACACAGUCAAAUGAAAUUGAAAGUCGCACUGUGUGUAGUGCCUGGAUUAGUUCCUGCUGCUAUUAUCCCUCACACACCAUCCAGGUCAAACGCUGCUAUGGAUACUACUACGUCUACAAACUUGUGCGGCCACCCACACUCUACGUUGGGUAUUGUGCAGCUCCUCAAAACAUUUUCAGAUCUUUAGAGCAGAAUGAGACCAGCAUCACUCUGCAGUGGGACAUCGUGAACAAUAGUCUCAGCUUUGUCCUCCAGUUUAAUGGUACAGAGACAAACAUCAGCGUACCAGAUGGAGACGGACCAGUAACUCACACAGUCUCAUCUCUCACUGCUGCAACUCAAUACACGUUCAUUUUCUUCUCUGUGUUUGAGAACAAUACAAGGAGCGGAAUCGAACUAAAAGCUGUUACUGCUCCUCAAAACCCAGAAGGCUUCAGACCAUUAACACAACUUGACUCCAGCAUCAAUCUGCAGUGGGAUAAAGUAAACGACAUCAGCUUUGUCCUCCAGUUCAAUGGUGCAGAGACAAACAUCAGAGCACCGGAUGGAGACGGACCAGUAACUCACAUAGUCUCAUCUCUCUCUGCUGCAACUCAAUACACGUUCACUCUCUUCUCUGUGUUUGAGAACCUCAGAAGUACUGGAGUCAACAUCACUGCGGUGACUGCUCCUUUGAAUGCAAAAGGCUUCAGAUCAUCUGACCACAAUGAGACCAGCAUCACUCUGCAGUGGACUAAAAUAAACAGCAACAUCAGCUUUGUCCUCCAGUUUAAUGGUACAGAGACAAACAUCAGUGCACCAGAUGGAGACGGACCAGUAACUCACACAGUCUCAUCUCUCACUGCACAAACUCAGUACACGUUCACUCUCUUCUCUGUGUUUGAGAACCUCAGAAGUACUGGAGUCAACAUCACUGCAGCUACUGCUCCUCAAAACCCAGAAGGCUUCAGACCAUUAACACAACUUGACUCCAGCAUCAAUCUGCAGUGGGAUAAAGUAAACGACAUCAGCUUUGUCCUCCAGUUCAAUGGUGCAGAGACAAACAUCAGAGCACCGGAUGGAGACGGACCAGUAACUCACAUAGUCUCAUCUCUCUCUGCUGCAACUCAAUACACGUUCACUCUCUUCUCUGUGUUUGAGAACCUCAGAAGUACUGGAGUCAACAUCACUGCGGUGACUGCUCCUUUGAAUGCAAAAGGCUUCAGAUCAUCUGACCACAAUGAGACCAGCAUCACUCUGCAGUGGACUAAAAUAAACAGCAACAUCAGCUUUGUCCUCCAGUUUAAUGGUACAGAGACAAACAUCAGUGCACCAGAUGGAGACGGACCAGUAACUCACACAGUCUCAUCUCUCACUGCACAAACUCAGUACACGUUCACUCUCUUCUCUGUGUUUGAGAACCUCAGAAGUACUGGAGUCAACAUCACUGCAGCUACUGGUAAGAUAUUUACCUGUUAACACUGUCAUGGUUAGGUUGUUUUAGGACCCAAGUGCAGGAGACAGAGGGAGGCUGGAGGCAGUAGUUCUCAAAAACAAGGGGUUUAUUCCAAAAAGGCAAAACAAGGCGCUGCAAAGCAGGAUGAACAAAAAACCAGGAUCAAGAAAAAGGUACGAGGAGACAUGGAGGAAGACA